CCGCAAGUUCACGUGCAGCUCCUGAAAUGCGUAGCAACGUGCGCACUUCUCCAACUCUACAUUUACUGUAUUGAGUUUUUGAGGAGUCAUGACUGAACAACUACAUUUGCGAGGCACCCUUCGGGGGCAUAAUGGCUGGGUAACACAAAUCGCCUGUAAUCCAAAGUUUCCUGAUACUCUCCUUUCAUCAUCCCGAGAUAAAACAUUGAUCUUGUGGAAGCUUACUCGUGACGACAUCAAUUACGGCAUCCCAAGAAAGCGUUUGAAAGGGCACGGGCAUUUUGUCACAGACGUUGUGAUGUCCUGUGACGGCCAAUAUGCUCUCUCCAGCUCGUGGGAUAAAACACUGCGGCUUUGGGAUCUCUGCGAGGGGACUACCACUCGUCGAUUCGAAGGUCAUGAUAAGGAUGUUUUGAGUGCAGCGUUUUCUGCAGAUAAUCGGCAGAUCGUGUCAGGAUCACGAGACAAAACGAUCAAACUAUGGAAUACUCUAGCAGAGUGCAAGUAUACCAUCAAGGACAACCAGCAUGAAGAUUGGGUAUCAUGUGUACGCUUCUCACCCACACCUGGGGACCCAACAGUGGUCUCUUGUGGCUGGGACUGGAAAGUAAAGGUGUGGAAUUUAGCCAACUGUAGGAUGCAUGCCGAGUACAGCCACUCUGGAUACCUCAACACUGUCACUGUGUCUCCAGAUGGCACACUCUGCGCUUCUGGUGGCAAAGACUGCAAAGCCAACCUGUGGGACUUGGAGAAGAGUGAGCUCAAGUGUGUGCGUGACAACCAAGACAUCAUUAAUGCAUUGUGCUAUAGUCCAAGCAGGUACUGGCUUUGUGUUGCCACAGGACCAGCCAUCAAGAUUUGGAACUUGGAAGACAACAGCCAGGUGGAUGAGUUGUGUCCUGAAGUGCUGACGCCAAAUGCCAAGGCUGAACUUCCACAGUGUAUAUCAUUGGCUUGGUCAGCUGAUGGCCAGACACUGUUUGCUGGCUAUACUGACAGUCUCAUCAGAGUUUGGCAAGUCUCAGUAAGCAUUAUUCAUUGAGCAGGUUAGUAGACAAGAGCAAUGCUCCAAGAACAUGAAAACCUACUUGCACUGCUGAAACAAACUUUAAAAGUAUGAACAUGUCACAUUGUGGUUAAGCUGCUGCUGACUGUCCUGUGCAGAGUGAAAAAUGAGACUUGCCUUUUCCCUUCUCUUGAUGCAUUAAGUGUCUGUGGUAUGUAUUGGUAUCAGUUCAAAAUUUGAACUUUUUGCUAUUAGUGUGUCAUGUUUUAGCAAAUGUCCAUGCAAGGUUCUAAGGGAAGAUGAGUCCUAAGGCCUUGAUCUUGAUCAAUCACUUUUAGGGAUAGUUUCAGGUUCCCUUUCAUGUGACAAUGUUCAGCACAUAUUUCUGCACUCAAGAACCAUGUAACCUGAAAAUAACUAUGAUGGGUGGUGUGCCAUUGCUUUUGUCAAAUCCACUUCCACUGGCUUAGCAACUAUCAGUGCAAAGAAAGCACCAUCCACGAAAUUGAAUGAGAAUAUAGUGCUUAGCAUCUACAGUUUGUUAACAUGCAUGGUUAUAUUUGCUUCCUUGUUCUUUUGCAAGCACAUUGUACUCAAGACUAGUCAGAAGCUUUUGUCAAAGGAGUGGUUUUAUGAAGUUUUAAUGUGUGGUUUUCUUUUGAAAUGUCACUGUUUUGGUUUUGAACUGAAAAAUAAAAGUGUUACUCAAGUGUUA
Molecule: messenger RNA, 1721 nt
Organism: Dermacentor andersoni
Lineage: Eukaryota; Metazoa; Arthropoda; Arachnida; Ixodida; Ixodidae
Product: small ribosomal subunit protein RACK1-like
Molecular function (GO): protein binding; ribosome binding; translation regulator activity
Source: RefSeq, a predicted model, not a curated record